AUACUGCCACGCCAACGAGGCAUAGAAGCGUCACCCCAUGCGCGAAGCGGCAGAUUGCUCGCUCUCUUCUACUGCACCACUUCUUGCGUCUUCCUCACUCUGGCUCGGUUCCUCAUUUCCUCCUUUUCAUUUUUAUCGGCUGUCUCCGAAAAAAAUCCGCCUUUUUCCCAAUAUCAUAAAAUCUCUCUCUCUCUCUCUCUCUCUCUCUCUCACACACACACACACACACACACACACACACACACACACUGGUGAAUUCAAGUAGUUGCAGGGGGAGAGAGAUGAUUGAGCUCGAGAUGCACUGAUUCCUGCAAAAUUUUGCCGUUGAUUCUUCUGUGGAUUGGAGAAUAAACUUUGCAGCUUUGAUUCGCUUAGUGAAAGCUGAGUUGAAGUUUCGAUGCUUACGAAUUUUUUCAACUUGUCGCCAGUGGAGGCUUGUGUCUGCGUUUCGUCGAGUUUUGAUUCAUAAAGAGAGCAGAAGAUGUUGCAAUCCGGAUUUAAUAUUAAUGAUCUGGUUCAACAAGCUCAAAUUCGUUGGCUGAAACCUGCAGAAGUGCUUUUUAUAUUAAAGAAUUGUGAGGACCACCAGCUCACCCAAGAGGCUCCUCAGAAGCCAACUAGUGGGUCUUUGUUCCUAUUUAACAAGAGGGUGCUUAGAUUUUUCCGCAAAGAUGGGCAUAGUUGGCGAAAAAAGAAAGAUGGCAGGACCGUUGGUGAAGCACAUGAAAGACUUAAGGUCGGAAAUGUUGAAGCUUUGAACUGUUAUUAUGCACAUGGAGCGAAUAAUCCAAAUUUUCAGAGGCGUAGUUAUUGGAUGCUGGACCCGGCAUACGAGCACAUUGUUCUUGUUCAUUAUAGAGAGAUAAGUGAGGUAAGGCAUACUUCUGGAAUUAUUCAGUUAUCACCUGGUUCCUCUUCCACUUUCAGCCGGAGUCCAGACUCUUGCGUUGCUCGAAAUCCUGGUUCAAUUUCUGUAGUUACUGAGCUAUACGGAUCAAAUCAGAAUCUCUCUAGUCCAGGAUCUGUAGAAGUUAGUUCUGAAAUAUUCAUCAAGGAUAAUGGUCUGGAUCAUAUGGACAAGAUAAAUGGAACAGGUGAAUUUAAUAGUUCGUCUGAGCUUGAGGUUAGCCAAGCUUUGCGGAGGCUCGAGGAGCAGCUAAGUUUGAAUGAUGAAAGCUGGGAAGAAAUUGGUCCAUUCUGCAGUCAGAAUGGGAAUUCAAAUGAUUAUGGAGUUCUAGCAUAUGAAAGGGAAGUGGCCAAGCAUGAUGACCAUCUGCAGGGACGUGAAGAACAUGGUCAGUUGUACGGUGGUCAUUGUGAAAGAGAAGAUGGCUCCAACAAUAGUAUGCUUCUACAGAAUGCAGGGGACAAUGGCAUUCAGCACCAUCAAUCAUUUGGGCAUGUAGAUCAUUUUGAAAGAAAAGAACUUGUGUCUUGGAAAGAUAUGCUGGAAUUACAUAAGAAGUCAUCUAAUGUUGAUUCCAAGGAGAAACAUCCAUACACAUCAGAUACGAAUGAAAAACCGUCAUCAUUUUUGAAGAUUGGACUAUCUGAAGAACAGAAAAACUGUCAUUGGCUUAAUUUUGGCGAAAAUAAUUCUGACAACUAUUCUAUGUUGCCAUCUCUGGAAGUUGAGAACUUGAAGUUUCCCUCUUUGAUAAACACUCAUGAAACCAACCCUGACAACUACAUGAUGUUUUUUAACGAUAUUUCUGAAAUUCCUUUUGAAGAAAAUUCAAGCUUAACCAUUUCACAAACGCAGAAAUUUACAAUUCAUGAAAUAUCCCCAGAAUGGGGUUAUUCCUCUGAAGCUACAAAGGUCAUUAUUAUUGGAACUUUUCUGUGUGAUUCAUCAGAAUGUGUAUGGACUUGUAUGAUUGGUGACAUUGAAGUUCCUCUUGAGAUCAUUCAGGAAGGUAUCUUCCGAUGCCAUGCUCCUCCCCACCUUCCUGGAAAGGUCAGUCUAUGCAUCACUUCUGGCAAUCGAGAGUCUUGCAGCGAAGUCAGAGAGUUUGAGUUCCGUUCUAAGCCAACUAGUUGUACCCACAGCAAUUUUCCACAAACAGAAGCAGCUAAGAGUCCAGAAGAACAGUUGCUCCUUGUUAGAUUUGUGCAGAUGCUUCUGUCUGACCCCUUGAUGCAGAAAGGGGCGAAUGUUGAAUCAAGAAUUGAUCUGUUAAGAAAAUUGAAAGUUGAUGAAGACUCAUGGAGUCAUGUCAUUGAGGCGCUUUUGGUGGGCAGUGGGACUUCUACUAGUACCAUGGAUUGGCUUCUUCAAGAACUUCUAAAAGACAAGUUACUACAGUGGCUUUCUUCCAGAUCCCAGCAAAGAAAUGACCACCUGGGCUGUUCCUUGUCCAAGAAGGAACAAGGGAUACUGCACAUGGUUGCUGGGAUGGGUUUUGAGUGGGCCUUGAAGCCAAUCCUCAGUUAUGGAGUCAACAUAAAUUUCCGAGACAUCAAUGGCUGGACUGCUCUUCAUUGGGCUGCACGCUUUGGAAGGGAAAAAAUGGUAGCUGCUCUAAUAGCUUCUGGUGCAUCAGCUGGUGCAGUGACAGAUCCCAAUUCGCUAGAUCCAACAGGCAGAACCCCUGCAUCCAUUGCUGCUGCCAGCGGGCACAAGGGACUUGCAGGUUAUCUUUCAGAGGUGGAACUAACUAGCCAUCUUUCAUCCCUCACACUGGGAGAAAGUGAGCUCUCUAAAGGCUCUGCUGAUGUGGAGGCAGAAAUGACUGUCAAUAGCAUCUCAAAGGGGAGUCUUACGACAAGUGAGGACCAGCUUUCACUUAAAGAUACUCUCGCUGCAGUCCGGAAUGCAACUCAGGCUGCUGCACGUAUUCAAUCUGCUUUCCGUGCACAUUCAUUCAGGAAGAGGCAACAGAUGGAAGCUUCUACUGCUGUUGUUAAUUUAGAUGAAUAUGUUAUUACUUCAAAUGACAUUCAGGGGAUUUCAGCUGCAUCAAAGCUGGCCUUCCGCAAAUUGCGCGAUCAUAAUACAGCUGCUUUAUCUAUUCAAAAGAAAUAUCGAGGCUGGAAAGGUCGUAAAGAUUUCUUAGAAUUGCGCCAGAAAGUAGUGAAGAUACAGGCUCACGUGAGAGGCCAUCAGGUUAGAAAGAAUUAUAGGGUGAUCUGCUGGGCUGUUGGUAUUCUUGAAAAGGUUGUAUUGCGAUGGCGUCGGAAGGGAGUUGGUUUGCGAGGAUUUCGUCCUGAACCAGAGUUGAUGAGUGAAGGUGAAGAUGAAGACAUUCUCAAGGUAUUUCGGAAAGAGAAAGUGGAAGUAGCUGUUGAUCAGGCUGUCUCAAGGGUGUUGUCCAUGGUUGACUCUCCAAAGGCUCGCCAGCAAUAUCAUCGCAUGCUUGAAAAAUAUCGCCAAGCUAAGGCUGAACUUAGCAGCACAGAUCUUGAAGCAGAAUCGAUGGCUCGCACCAGCAUGUAAAAUGAGAUUGCCAGUUUCCAUAGAAGCAGCUUCACCUUUCACCUUUCACCUUUGUAACUUUAGUAGAACAAUCUUUAAAUUAAGCUGGCAGGUGGCUUUUGCAGUUCUCUCUCUGUAUAUAAUAGUUUGGAUUCUCUCCACAGGUAAUUUUUAGGUGCUAGAAUUGAUAGUUGGGUAUCUUGGUAUGUAAACAUAUUUAAUGAUAUGUAAAUGUCUCUUUCUUAUUGCUGUGAGCGGCUUUUAAUGGGCCUGAUUUGGCUGAAA
Molecule: messenger RNA, 3700 nt
Organism: Malania oleifera
Lineage: Eukaryota; Viridiplantae; Streptophyta; Magnoliopsida; Santalales; Ximeniaceae
Product: calmodulin-binding transcription activator 4
Exons: 13
Coding region: 482-3436 (984 amino acids)
Biological process (GO): regulation of transcription by RNA polymerase II
Cellular component (GO): nucleus
Molecular function (GO): protein binding; transcription coregulator activity; double-stranded DNA binding
Source: RefSeq, a predicted model, not a curated record